This is a messenger RNA of Acipenser ruthenus (sterlet), 1608 nucleotides long. RefSeq lists its product as uncharacterized. Lineage: Eukaryota; Metazoa; Chordata; Actinopteri; Acipenseriformes; Acipenseridae. The transcript is spliced from 5 exons. The coding region runs from base 263 to 1015 and encodes 250 amino acids. The record is from RefSeq and is a predicted model, not a curated record.
AUUAUAGUUCGGUACCAGAGCCCAUCAGCGAUAAUAUACACGUCCCAGAUUAUGGUAUUAUUUAGCAUUAUUGCUUGUUAAAAAUUAUAUACAUAACUUUAAUAAAAUGAAUUGUAUGAAUCUAGAAAAAAAUCCAGAGUUUAGGGUACACCUGCCCUGUAGUGGAAGUGUUAAUUUCGAAUGUAGCCAUAGCAACCAGCAAGCUUGAAGUGCGUCGUUGUUCUAAUCUUGUCCAUUAGCAACCCCAGCUCCUACAAACAGCAUGGUUUUUGGGGCCAGCAUGCCAGCAGAAAGAGACCCCGCGGAGGUAAUGGUGCCUGUGGGGCAGGGCAGCAAGGUGGACACUGUCCGGACUGCUAAGGGGCAGGAGAUGACCCGGAUAAGAGACCUGCCCCACCACCUGCGCUUCAGCGACAAACCCAAACCAGUGAACUACCGAGGCAGCCGACCCAUGCACCAGAGCACCCUGAAACUGUGGGGGCCGCCUUCGCAGACUGACUACACCACAACACAGCAGCAUUAUUUCUCUGGGAGAAGCUGGGGUGGGUGCCAACUGCCAACUGUCCCCAGACAAGCACUUUGUGCCUCUCAGCACCACUCUGAUCACCACCUGGGCACCCCCAAUGCAGGGCCACCCAAUACAUGGCCAGUCCAGUCCCACAGCCGGGAAGCUUUUGGGCCCAAAGAGGUCACUCCGCACAACGUGCUGCACAGUGCCACAGUGAAGAACUCCCACCACAACCAGACAGGCAGUUCCAUAAGGGAGGUGAUCAACCCCACUGGCACCCAGGAGAAAUACUGCACCACCUACUGGGGAGUUCACUGCAGCAGACCCACACGGCCUGGCUCAAGCAGCACCACUGGAUGCCCAACCCCUUGGCACAACUACAACAUCAUCACAGGAGAGGACCAGCCCUUUGCACCCAAAAGGAAAUACAAGAGACAAUCAGGGGACCGGGUAUUGUGGCAGGCAAGGCGCUGGGAGACAGACUGCCAUAGCCUGCGGCUCUAUUGAAGAAAACAGCACAGAAAGGCAGAGCCAUGCCUUUAUCAGCCCCUUGAGCUUGUGGAAUCACAGCUUACUAGGGAGCAAGGUUUGAAUGCAUUUGCUUUGAGACCUGCAUAGUUGGUACACAUCUCUCCCAACCUUUCAGCCAAAUAUUUGAGUAUAUUCAUGAUCUGUGAAACUAGACACUAUUGUUUAUCUUUAAUCAUAGUUUAGAUAUAUAUAUAAAAAAAAAAAUCUAAAUCAUUAUCUAAAAUUACACUUCAUAGAAAUUAACCUUGUGAAAUUAGGUUGUUAAUUAAAAAAAAAAAUGUGUGAUUAUAUAUAUAUAUAUAUAUAUGUAGAUAUAUAGAUAGAUAUAUAUAUAUAUAGAUAUAUAAAGACACACACAAGUUAUAAUAUGUGUAACAACUUAAGUUCCAUUGGAACAGGCUUUUGAGCCGUUAUGCACAUUAAGUUGUACUGUAGAAUCUUUAAAUAAAUUAAACCUUAAAAGCAAAUCAUGUCUUUAAAUUUCUACUGAUAAACAGACACCGUUUCAAUUCUUUACAAUAUUUUAUUUCUUCAGCAAGAAGCUAGAAAAAAAAAAAAAAAAAAUGUAA